Hyaloperonospora brassicae is the source of this 333-nucleotide messenger RNA. NCBI's taxonomy places the organism in Eukaryota, Oomycota, Peronosporomycetes, Peronosporales, Peronosporaceae. The record is from the annotation of a GenBank genome assembly.
AUGGAUGCCCGCGUGUUGAGCUUGCCGCUGGAUGAGUUCUCGUCCUUCUUGGAAUCACGCGAAAUGUGGUUGAAAAACGCAGGCAAGCAUGCUCGCGGGCAACUGGCAGAGAUGAUAGAGGGUAGCCUUGCUGUCGCGCUGGACGACUCGGAACCUGCUCAGACGGGUGACCUCGACAUUGUGCUAGUGGCGGUGAAGCGGUACAAUUCCUGCUCGAUCGUGUCAUCUCCUUCAGCGGUUGCGCGCGUCAAGGCUCUGCUUGAAGAGCUGAAUGAUGCAGGUGGAGAUGGCGAGGAUGGCUAUGACUCGCUCGAAGACGGGUGCAAUCGAUAA